Molecule: messenger RNA, 1968 nt
Organism: Vitis vinifera (wine grape)
Lineage: Eukaryota; Viridiplantae; Streptophyta; Magnoliopsida; Vitales; Vitaceae
Product: serine/threonine-protein kinase D6PK
Exons: 2
Coding region: 245-1861 (538 amino acids)
Biological process (GO): protein phosphorylation
Cellular component (GO): nucleus; plasma membrane; cytoplasm
Molecular function (GO): ATP binding; protein serine/threonine kinase activity
Source: RefSeq, a predicted model, not a curated record
AAGAAAUGAGUCAUACCCUAGCCCCCGCCCAGGGCAUUGGUUCUCUCACCCUCACAUUUCAAAUUUGAAUACCGUUUUCACCUUCUUUUGAGCCCCCAUGUUCAGUCCUCUUCGCGCCCGCAUCUCUCUCGCUCUCUUUGACCGCCUCGGCGUCGCCACCCACCACCCUUGACCACCCAUUUAUUUACUUAAAAAAUCUUCAUUCAAAACUUUCUUCAAACACCUGCGCUGCACUCCUUCAACGAUGGGUAAUCAGGCCACUGGCGAUGAUGACAGCGUCAGUAGCAGUACUGUUACUAACUCUGAUAAUAAUGCGAUUAGCAAUGUUGUCGAUGAGGCAACCGAAAAUCUGGAGAGUGCUGAGAUUAACAAUGGUGCAGAUGAAACGACUAAGAAUGUAGAGAUUAGCAAUGCGGAGGACGAAGCGAAGAAAGAUGUGGAAACUACUGAGAUUAGCAACGGGGAUGCGGCUGAAGCAACCGAAAAUGGGGAAAGUGUGGAUUGUGUUGAAAGCGAGAAGAGUAGUUUGAGUUCCGCGAGUUAUUCUAACAGUUCUGACGCCAAUGAGACCAAUUUCAGAAGUUUCUGCGCGUCGAAGCCCCAUAGAGGCAACGACAUCCGAUGGGAUGCGAUACAGUGCGUCAAGGCUAAAGAUGGGGACAUGGGUUUGUGCCACUUUAGGCUUUUGAAGAAGCUGGGAUGUGGGGAUAUUGGGAGUGUGUAUUUGGCUGAACUGAGAGGAAUGAGCUGUUUGUUUGCCAUGAAGGUGAUGGACAAAGGGAUGCUAGAAGAGAGGAAGAAGUUGAUGAGAGCCCAGACUGAGAGAGAAAUAUUGGGUUUGUUGGAUCACCCAUUUCUUCCAACCCUUUACUCGCAUUUCGAAACGGAGAAGUUUUCUUGUUUAUUGAUGGAGUUCUGCAGCGGUGGGGAUCUUCACACGCUGAGGCAGAGGCAACCGGGCAAGCAUUUUUCUGAACAAGCAGCUAGGUUUUAUGCUUCAGAAGUGCUUCUUGCUCUUGAGUAUCUGCACAUGUUGGGGGUGGUUUAUAGAGAUUUAAAGCCUGAAAAUGUUUUGGUGAGGGAGGAUGGCCACAUCAUGCUCUCAGAUUUUGACUUAUCGCUGAGAUGCUAUGUGAGUCCCACCCUUGUUCAAACCAGCAGUGACCCAUCAUUUAGGAUAUCUUCAUACUGCAUCCAGCCAUCUUGCAUUGAUCCUGCAUGCAAAUUAUCAGUCUGUGUAGAGCCCUCUUGCUUGCAGCCCUCUUGCUUUAAGCCUCGGCUGUUUAAGGCUAAAUCAAGGAAGCCCAGAAGUGAAAGAUUAAGUUUGACAAAUCUAGAUUCACUUCCUAUGCUGAUUGCAGAACCAACUGGUGCCCGCUCCAUGUCAUUUGUUGGGACCCAUGAAUAUUUAGCUCCUGAAAUAAUCAGAGGGGAUGGUCAUGGUAGUGCUGUUGAUUGGUGGACUUUUGGUAUUUUCUUGUAUGAGUUACUACAUGGGAGGACACCAUUUAAAGGCAAUGGGAACCGAGAGACAUUGUUCAAUGUUGUUGGCCAGUCUCUGAAGUUUGCUGAAGGAUCCUCUAUUAGUUUUGCUGCCAAGGACUUGAUACGGGGUUUGCUUGUAAAGGAUCCACAGAAGAGAUUAGGAUACAAAAGAGGUGCCACAGAGAUCAAGCAGCAUCCCUUCUUUGAAAGUGUCAACUGGGCUCUCAUUCGCAGUACUCACCCUCCUCAAAUCCCUAAACCUGUUGAUCUUGAAUGUCUUAAUCACACAUCAUCCUCAUCCAUGCGUCUAAAUGACAAGGGAGCUACGGACUCAGAUAGAUCAUCAGGUCCUUACUUAGAUUUUGAAUUUUUCUAAUGAAUUUUGGUGGAACAAUAGUAGCAGUUGCUCUUGAGGUCAUUGAAGUUUUCAUUGUUAGUGUGUAUUCAUUUCCUCAAUGAAAUCUUGUUUCCUUUUAGAAGAUU